AUGUACAACAGCAACGAUGAUGAGGAGGAGAACUACUCGAGGAAUAGAAGAAGCAACUCGUCAGACAGUGGGAACGGAGACGGAAAUGGGAUGCUAAACGACCCGAUAAAUACUUACAACCAUUACAAUAACUUUAAUCGGUUUCAUGAACAAAAUAUGCAAGCAUGCAAAAUUGAUGAAAUAUAUGUAGAUGAUAGUUAUGACGAAAAUAAUAGUUACAGUCAGAAAGGAGAAAAACUAACGGACAAUAACCAUUUCGAAGUAAAUAAAAAUGUAUGCUUCGAUGGACCAUACAGUCAUAAAAAUCUGAGGGAAGUUACAGAAAAUGAAAUCGAGUUAGUGGUAGAUAAUUUUUUCGAUCGAAUUAGAAAUAAUGAGGAUGUGUAUUCGGAAUGGAAAGUAUGUCCCAAUUUUAUUUUUCGACUUUUAUUUAUUGCAAAGUCGAGAUCGAAUAAUUAUAUGUACCCAGUAGCAUCAUCCUUUAUUGAAGCCAUUGCAAAGGAUGAUUGGGUUCCUGAUUGGGGAUUCAGUAGUGUGCAGUACUAUAUAAUUUUAAUCAACUUAGCAGAUUAUAGAAAAUCGUACUACAAAAUCGAUCACUUUAGUUUUUCUCAUUUGAAUACUGAUCGAGGUUGGCACAAUUUUGUUCCCUUUGAAAAAUUAAGGGAGCCAGGAUUUAUCAACGAAAAUGGGCAAAUCGUUUUAAGGGCUGGCGUGUUCCCUUUCGGUUCUGAAUCUUUUAAAAACAGCAGAGAUAUAAACUAUGAUAGUAAAUCCAGGACAGGAUUUGUUGGUCUCAAAAAUCAUGGAGCGACCUGCUAUAUGAAUGCUCUCCUUCAACUCCUGUAUCAUAUUAAUAUUUUUCGGAAAGCUGUUUGUAUGAUGAUUUUUAAUAUAGAGAAUAUUAUUGGUGAAAAAACUUUAGAGUUUUUUAAAAAAAAAUUUGAGAAAAAAAAACGGAGGAAAAAUUUGGGCCUCACUAAUGACAAGAGUUGCACCACCCAGAUGAUCGUUGACGGUGGGGAGGUGGACUCAAAGAACGCGAAGAAUCGAAAGAAGAAAAAGACAAAGUUUGAAAGAGUAGACAGUUCCGAUUCGGAACACUUCAAGGGGACUUCCCCCAUGAGGAUGGUGCCCUACACGCCUAGCGACAACAAUGGGGAGGAAGGCAAUUGUGAUGGAGAGGGCCACAUACCCCAGGGGGACGAACAUAAACGGGAUGGGGUUCAGCACGAUAUCCGAAUCCAAAACGGAGCUUUUGGAGAACCGGAAGUCAUCGCAGACCCUGAUGAAUCCCAGUUGUACGAAAUGGGAAAACAUAAUCACAACAUCCGAGUAAAGAAUGACAUGAAGAAUGCGGACUUGCGGAUGAAUCAUCUAAGCAGAAGCGACGACAACGAUAAUGGCAGCAGCACGACUGGUCAGCUUAGACACUCAAAUGAAGACCCCUUGGGGCCAGCGCAUAAUGCAGCCCUAGGGGAUGGGUCCCCCUUCAGUGGGUCCCCUCUAAUGGAACGUCCAUAUGACCACCUCCAUCAGCUGCAAGCGGAUAAAGUAGAAAACGUAAAAGAGAAAAAAACGAUUAGCGAAUACCAGCAGAUGUAUGCCCCCCAUGAACACGUAAGCAACAACGAUGGGGAAGAAACACAGGAAGGGGCAACGUAUCGACCCACCAACGUUGUAAAUAUUGGUCGAAUCAGCAGCAACGACAUUGCCAAAAUUACCAACGUCCCUAACGUCGGGGCUAACGAGUACGAAAUAAAGAACAAUAAAAAGCAUGCCUAUGUUCAUAAUUCGUCAUCUGACCCGUCUAUAGACACAGGAGGGAUGCAAAACAAUGUAAGCAACAACGAUAGCGGAGAGGUGUACUAUGACAACUCUGUGUACAAAAGUGAAGGGUACAACAACGAAAUGGUGAUGACAAUGAAUUGUAAGAAGAACAAAAAAAAAGGAAUGGUCUCGUCUGAUAACUUGUCCAACAUUUCGACCCUGUCCAAGGAGAAGAAGAAAAAAAAGUUUGCUUCUAACAACAAUUUUCAUUUAACGCCAAGUGGUAGCGUGAAGAAGGAAAAUGACAGCUCGGUGAAUAAUGCCGUGGGUCACUCUGAGGGGGAAGAAGGCCCCGUGCCGCGGGAUGGAGAAUCCUCUCCCAUGGGUGCUCUCCAUGGCUCGGGUGCUGAAGAGGACGGAGGCGUGGAUGGUAGCGCCGAUGAAGACUCUGAUGCAGAUGAUCACCACAAUGAAAGGAGUGGUAAUGCCCUGAGGGGAGACGAGGAUGACUCCUACUCAGACAGCGACAUGUCAGUUCUGUCCAUCACCUCCUCUGGGUCAUCGUCCUAUGUGUCCUGCUCCUCAGCCUCCUCCUCGUACUACCACAAAAAUAAAAGGAAAACAAAAUAUGAUAAGUCGAAAGAAAUAGAUUACAAGAACAUCCUCCUGGAAGAAGAAAAUGAAAAGAAGAAUAUCCUCCCAACAUCAUUGGCGUUACAAAAUUUGUUUUACAAAUUGCAUUGCAUGAAUGAAGCUGUGUCAUGUAAAGAGCUCAUAAGAUCCUUUGGAUGGGAUGCAAGUGAUGUGUUCACUCAACAGGAUACACACGAGUUGCUGAAGUUGUUACUAGACAAAGUGGAAGAACAAAUGAAGGGAACGGUAGUCGAAGGGUCGGUAAAAAAAAUGUUCGAAGGAGAAGUAGAAACUUACAUAGAAUGUCUAGACAUAGAUUACAAGAGUGUCAGAAAAGAGACCUAUGAAGAUAUUCAGCUGGAUGUACAAGGCUGCAACAAUAUUUAUGAAUCUCUGGACAAAGCAAUCGAGGCAGAAGUCCUGGAAGGAGAUAAUAUUUACGAAACGGAUGGGUACGGAAAACAGAAAGCUAAAAAAGGGAUGAGGUUUUUAAGCUUCCCAAAUAUUUGUAUAUUUCUGCUGAAAAGAUUCACAUUCGAUCUCCAACGAAUGGAAACGGUGAAGCUUAAUAAUCGAUUCGAAUUUUACAAAGAGUUGGAUCUCUCCAAGUAUUGCCAAAGUGGAGGAGAGUAUGUCCUACAGGCUGUUUCAGUACACCAAGGGAAUAUGAACAGUGGACACUACUACUCCUUUAGCUAUAAGCACAACGAAAAUUUUUGGCUCAAAUGUGAUGAUGACAAAAUAUUUCGUGUAAGUGAGUACUCAGUCAUUAACGACAACUUCGGUGGGUACGACAUCAAUAUGGAGAGUGACCUCUACGACUUUGACAUCGCAGAUAAAAUCAAACAGAGGAUGAAACACUACAGUGCUUAUAUGCUGGUCUAUGUAAAAAAAUCGCUCAUCCCCAAGCUUAUUAAAGAGUGUGACCCAGCGGUGGUUAAUCCACAGGUUGUCAAGAGAUGCAGGAUGGAAGAAAUUAUUAACAGAAGGAGGACCAAACUGAAACAAGAAAUAUUACAAUAUGUAAAAAUUAGAGUCUUCGAUAAGUACUCCUAUCUGUACAAAUCGUUCAGUGACCUCCCCCCAGUUGGCAUCCCCUCUCUUUUUAACAUCAAAUUUGAUAGGAACAAAACCGUUUUGGAGACCUUCUGUAAAAUUUUGAAAAUCAUAAAGAAGAUUUACCUCUGCAAGAGGAAGAAGCGCGAGGGUUAUCUGUUGAGGAAGUCCAGGAAGCUGAAGAUGGAGAGGGUGGAAAAGGCGGAGGAGCUCGAGAAGGUGUCGAGUCAGAGGGACAAUCGCCCCAUGAGGGAUCACUCCACGUCUGUGUUACUCAAAUCGGAAGUGCCAGCAGACGGUGGGGAUCCCUACCGUCAAGCUCUCGUGGGUGAACACUUCCAACGCGGGAGGACUCCCAAGGAAGAACGUGACAAAGCGGGAGCGAUAUCCAGCCGGAGCGACCGAGGAAGUAGUGAUGGAAAUGGAUACAGUCGAACCGAACAUGCAACAUCACGGGGGAAGAAAACGCACGAAAAUGAGUGGAACGAGUGCAUCCAGGAGAAGGGCACCCGAAGGGACGCGUCGAAAAAGGGGGUGAGUAAACGCGGAUUGAACGCAGAGUGUACUAGCCCCGAAGAGGGGCCAUUGGACCUAAAUGACCCGUGUGACAACCCACCCGAGGAGCUUCCUCCACAACACAGCUCUGCGGAGGAUUCCUUGUCUACCGUAUCUUCAGUCCCCUCAUGUUGCAGCACAAAGUCGAUUGAUAAAUACAUUAAAUAUUUAUCCAAAAGGAAGAAUGAAAGGUCGAAGAGGAGAUCAUCCCACGUGAACAACUCCAGAAUGAAAAAUUUUUCUUCAUCAAAUAAUUCGUCGUACUACUCCUCUUCGUAUUCUUCCCAUUCAGGGGAGGACUCCUACUCUUCCGCCUCCUCCUCAUCAUCGAAUGGUUAUGUAAAGGAGAAAAAGUGUUUCUACGUGUUGCUGCCCACCAAUGAUGUGUAUCGUUACUUCCCCCUAGACAUGAAGAUCAACAGUCAACUGUACCUCUACGAAUUGCUAAAAAAAACGAACAAGGAAUCCAACGAUCUGUUCCCAACUAUAGACAUACUAUAUUUGCCCUAUAAUAAAAAAACGUCUAUUCGAAAAAACAAUUCGAAUACCAAAAAUAAAAACGUUUUGUUUUUUUUUAAAUAUUUUGAUAUCUACGCGGAAGAAAAGAUAGGUGAUACGUCCCUCAUUUGUCUGGACCUCAUGUACUGCGAUGUGUACCUCAAGCCCAAGGAGUUAGAAUCCAGGAUUAUCCAAAAAAUUCUCAAGGCAAUGAAAAAGGGUUACAUUACUAGCUAUAAUUAUGACUUAUGGAGGAGUUACCUCAAUGAAGAAGAAGAAUACUACUACGUAGACGACCCUCUGAAUUUUAAAAUAUUUAUUGAAUAUAAAAAUAAAUGUAAUUUAAUAAAAUCCAAAAAAAUUAUUGCUCAUAAUAAGAUGGUCCCGGGGGACAUUCUCAUCUUUAACUUCUUAAGUAACGCAGAAUUGGAAAAGAAAAAAAAUUUUAUCGUUCGUUUGGGCACAAGGAAGGAGGAUCUUUUUCUCACCGACGAGAACCAAGUCACCUAUGAUCUCUUUUUUAAUGCUGACAUAUUGAGUAAAAUUUUGUACAGGAAGAAAAAACUCAUUGAAAAAAUGCACAACUGUUGCUACAUUGUUAGCAAUAAGAAUGGUGUUUACUAUAAGGUAUCUACCUGCGCGUCGGAUUCCGGUGAUUGUGUCUUCCCCGUCAUGUCAAACAUCGGAGUUUCCAACCCGAACGGGGAACCCAUCGACGGUGAACUUUGUCAAAAGGACCUUCUCAAUGAUGACUACUUUGUGAAUGGAACGAGUUCUUCUAAUCUGAGGAAGAAGAAAACGAAAAAGGAGACGGCAUCCGAAAUGGCGGUUCAGCUAGAUGGCAACAUCGAUUUUGCCGCUCCGAGUCGUAUGCAGCAGGAGAAUUACUUCGCUUACGGGGAGGCAGAAGAAGAGGACGUGGUGGGAGUGGCGGGAUCUACGAGAGCAACGAUGGCAGCGGAAGAGGAGCACUCACGCAAGACUCAACUAGGAUCCGACAGAACGAAAGACCCCUCCCGCUUGGGUCAAAAGGACGGAUCCAAGGCGAACGGCCCAAAUGGCACAAGCUUGAAUUUCUACCUCCCAAUGGAGAAGGACCCUCUGCAGGGAGUCAACCCAGCGCUCCAUGCAGAUCGUGAAGAGGACAAAGAGGGUGAAGAGGAUGCCAGCCGAGCAAGCGCAGCAAACCGAGCAAACCGAGCAAACCGUGCAAACCAUGCAAACCACGCAAAUUACCCACACCGUGAGGACCCCCACCAGCCGCUGAUCAUAGACGAUAUGAAGGACAACACCCACGUAAUGGACGAACACAUGGAUGUCGAAAACGAAAACUUCAGUGCACUAAACAUGACGAAAGAAAAUCUGAGCAGCCAAGAAGUAAUGAACCUUUACCUCUACCUCAAAAAGUUCGGCACAAAAUUUGAGAAAAACGGAAUAAACUACGAGUACUCCUUGUUAAGUAAAAGCAUGUUGAUGUCCGUGAACGAAGCUGCUGUUAACAAUAAGAAACUCAUUUUUAAAAGGAAGAAGAAGCACCCACCUAAUAUUUACAACAAUGAGUGUGUAAAUAUAUGUAGAGAUUAUCAGUACCCAUUUUACUCUCCUCCCACUUCGGAUCUCUCAACGGAUGACGAAAAAAGAGUGCCUGAAAAAGAUAUACAAAAGGAAGAAGUCAAAAGAAAGAAGAAAAAAAAAAACCACGACGAGGCUGUGAUGGGUACUUCCAUACAAAAUUUGAAUUACACCAAUGGAUAUGCUCAAAACGGGGUAACCCAUAUGGCCAUUAAGGCAGGUAAAAAUGAAGAGGGUCAAGCGAACGGAUUAGUGUAUAAAUGCAUCUCCAAUAGUACCAACGUGUUAGGAGAAAGAGUGACAGAUGGGAAGAACACCUCCGGGACGAGCAACAGUGAUCUUAAAAACGAUUAUGGACAUAAUAAUAACCUAAGAGUACCCAGCGUGAACUUUAAUUCGUCCAACGAAAAUAACAUUUCGAAUGACCUAAUCGCCAGGAACGACUCCGAAAUAUCGUUCUGUUCCUCGGCCAACUCGGAUCUGACAUACACCUCGGAAAGUACAGCUUACUACAUGUUCAACGCGGAGGAUCCAUUAGAAUCUGUGUACACGAACGAAAUAUAUGAUCAUAAGAAGAAGCGAAAAAAAAAGAAGAAAAAAAAAAAAAAAUGCCUACUUCACCGGAUACGAGAAUGGAUAAUAAUGUGGAUCCCUCGGCUGCUCCCCUGAAUGGCUCAUCUGAAGGGAACAACAAAAACAGGCAAUUAUCCCUGUUCGGGUGGCAGGCCAGGUCAGAACGUGAGAUCCAGGGUCAAAACGGGAGAACCUGGUCGCAGCCACGGGGGUGAUAGUAGCGGCGCAAGCAGUGGCAGUAGCAGUGCUAGCGGUUGUAGUAACAGCGAGGAGAGUGAAAAUCCUAAGGGCAGAGCAAACCCACCCAACGGGGAUCACGUCCGUGAUAACUUCAUAAAACAGGAGGAUCCCCACAGGAAUUACACCGGCGAGGUGUCACACGUAGGAGAGUCAAGCGGUGAACAAAUUAACAGAAACAGCAGCUGCAACAAGGCGGGAAAAAAAAAUUCAGACGGUAAGAUCCUCAUGAACGGUGAACAUAUGAGCGAUAGCAUUUAUUCCUAUCAUAAGAACAGAGGAGAGGGUGGUACACAUGGUGAGAACAUCGCAGCUGGGGCAGAAAAUGGAACUUGCGAGGACACUGACAAUGAUGAUGCCAGCGAGGCGCAGAUGAACGACAGGAGCAGGGCUCUGCUGAAGGAGAAUAUGAACAGCAUAAACAGCAUGAAUGUGAUGGGAUCGAACGAGAACGUGAUGGGGGAGGCGGCUAACGUGGUGGGUGAAGCGGCUAACAUGAUUGGGGUGCCGUCAAACGCGAUGGAGGUAUCGCCAAACGUGGGGGUCCCCAACCUGAUGGUUCCAAACGAUCGAGCAGGGAACGCCCAGAGCAGCGAACCAGUCAACGACAGCAUCAUCAGCAGCAAUGCCCCCCUGGACAGCGGCAGAAGCCAAGGGAACAGGAGAAGGAGAAAAAACAGAAGAGCCAAAAUUAUCAAAAAAUGUGGAGGACUGAAAGACAAGGAAGAACCCAUUUUGCCCUUUUAUGUCAUAUGUGACUAUCUAGAUUUUGUAGAGAGAAAAAUAUAUGUAAACAGAUUCCGAUUUAAAUUAUAUGACCCCAUUUAUCAGCUGGGGAAGUAUCGGAAUUGCGCGGGGGUUGUUCUAAAGAAGGAUUUAAAAAAAAGCUGUUUAAAUUACAUCGACUCGAAUUUCCUAUUUUUAAAAAAGGAGUUAUGCAAAAUCGAAUUGGACAUUGAUAUAAGAUGUCCAACCAAACAGAUCUUUAAGCAUGUCUGUUACAGAAUGAAUGUAGAUCCCACACAUGUGUUGAUUUUUCCAUACCCCCCUCUAAAUAGCCCUAUCAAUUUUAACCCGUACAAUAUUGAUUCCUUCACCUCUAAUUCCGAUUCGGAUGAAGAUAAUUAUCAAAAAAAUAGCAACUCGACAUAUGGACCCAUGCCAUUUGAAACGUUAAUAAAACAGCAUGCCAUAGCAUUAGAGCAUAACUCACUCACCGAACAGAAAACUUUUUGUUUGUCCCUUCUUCCAUUUCAUUACAAAUACUUCACGAGACUUUACCCAGAGGAUUCCCCCAAAUAUUUUCACUAUGUAGUUCACCUGUUCAACGCGAAUGUACAAUCUGUUGCGGCAUUUACAGGCCAUAUUAAGCUUAGGAAAAGCUUACCUAAUAAGCAUAAAGGGGAGGAGAAUUACUUCCAAGGAGAUGUAGAUUCCAGCAGUGAGGUCUCCGGAUCGUCCAACUCGGACAGGUCCAGUAGCACCAUGGCGAACAGACACUACUUGUCCAACAAUUACACAACUGUGCAAGAUUUAAUUGACAAAAUUAAGUUAGAAAUUAACCCCUACUUGAAAAAAAGAGGAAUAGAUGUCAAGCAAAAAUUUAGAUUACUUUUUACCUUCGGCCCCAAAAUUAAAUACCUGAGCCAUAAUGAACAGCUGAUACAAAUGGAUUUUGUCAAAACGAACCAUAUCAAAAAUGUGUAUGUCACUCCGUUGAGGAUGGAGCCUGAUUUUACCGACGAGCAGAAGCAUUUGAUAGAAACGGACCAGCUGAAGAUAAUUCACGUUUUCAACCAGACACCCUCGAAGGAAGUUUUCGGCUACAGUUUUGACGUCCUCGUGGAUCCGAAUGACAACAUGCUCGACAUCAAAAACAGGAUAAGAAAAAGGACCCUCCUGCCCAAGUACAUAUUCGACAAAAUCACCUUCUUCGAGUUUGAGAACGGGCAGAGGAUUUGGAGGUCCAAUGACGACACCAUUAAUUGGAAGAACAAGCAGUUCGCGAUCAUUAUAGGAGAACACCAUGCCCCAUCCCAGUCGAAGCCCCAAAUGGGAAUGAAAAUAGCAUAA
This is a messenger RNA of Plasmodium cynomolgi strain B, 8967 nucleotides long. RefSeq names its product ubiquitin carboxyl-terminal hydrolase family 2. The record is from RefSeq and is a predicted model, not a curated record. Gene Ontology annotation, biological process: protein deubiquitination. Gene Ontology annotation, molecular function: cysteine-type deubiquitinase activity; protein binding. NCBI's taxonomy places the organism in Eukaryota, Apicomplexa, Aconoidasida, Haemosporida, Plasmodiidae. Bases 1 to 6753 code for a protein of 2250 amino acids. The transcript has 6 exons.